GGUACGACGAAGAAGCCGAGUGAUGGUGCCCGUGAAAAGGCAUCUUCACCAAGAGCAAAGAAGCUCAGGCGCCGAGAGUGACGGGGGGGUUUAAAGGGAAGUGAGGCCCUUUGGGGAUAUGUAGUCACAACUAGGACGGGUUGGAGCUUUGGAGGGAAGUUUGGGGGGGAAAUGCGGGAUGCGGUGCCUUGGGGGAGGCUUAGUCAGCUUUGAUAUACGAUGUCAGUGCACGCUGAAAGCUCCAUCUUCCCCAAUAACUAGAUGUUGUAUAUAAAUUAGAUUUGACACUUUUUGACAAGACAAAAAUCAGUAAAUAUAUCUCUUGCGAACAUAAAGACUCUCACCCUAUUUUGCCGCCAAUCUUUCAUUUUCUCCAUAUCGCUCGUUGAGGGUUCUCUGUGUGGUUUCUCGGUGUCCUCAGUAUCCAAAAUGGCUGAUUCCUCACCUUCGGUGCCCAAGGCAUUAUUGCUUCUUCCACCUCCUCCGCAUCCCUCUGCCUACUCUGGGCUGGAAGCAUCUUAUAGACCGCCUUUAUCAUCUAGCUUGCGAGCAGUCUCUAAGAUGCCAAACAGCUCUUCAGACGCGGCUAUUCUGGACAUUGCACUUCCCUGCCCCCACCUGGCUGAUAGAGUUGCUCGGCCGAGGAGCAAGUCGUAUGCACAGACUCAAAAACUGCUGGCAGCUGUCUAUAAAAUCAUUUGUGUCAUUUGUGCCCAGGACUCCAUAGAACUGGAAGGAGCUGGUGGGGUUGAUUUCAGAGUUUUGCUCGUUGCACUUGAUCGUGAGGACGGCUCAGUUUCGGAGCCGCAGAUACCCUAUGGCCCGGUCAUUGAUCUUCCAACACUUGCUCUGCACCCAGAACGAUGGCAUAAGCUAUUUUCAACCGAAGGGGAGCCUGGAGAGGGCUUGCUCCAGCAAUUCUCUCGACUGGCGGCCCACAACCCAAGAGCCCCGAAAGGAAACCUACCUGUCGAGAGAGUACCGGGAGGAAUAGGACUGAUACAUCCUGGAUCAAACCUACAGACAGACAUUGGGGCUGUUGAUAUACCCCACCGCGAAUAUUCUGCUGCUGCGGUAGGCGGCACAUUUGAUCAUCUUCAUGCAGGGCACAAGCUUCUCUUGACAAUGACAGCAUUCUUGCUAGAACCCGAUGCCCAAUCCCAUUCUAUGCCACGACGUCUUAUCGUGGGUAUCACUGGCGAGGAACUACUCAAGAAUAAAAAAUAUGCAGAGUUCCUUGAAGGUUGGGAGACGCGACAACAACGUGUUGGAGCCUUUCUCCAGGCUACCCUCGGCUUUCCAUUCACGGAUCAGACCCUGUUUCGCGAAGUCCGCUGUGACGGAUCAGAGCCAAAUGAAAAGGUCGUGAAAAAGCAUUUGGGACCAAACUUUAUCGUUGAAUGUGUGGAGAUCUCGGAUCCGUUCGGUCCUACAAUCACGGACGAGUCCAUUUCGGCACUCGUUGUGUCGGCGGAGACGCGCUCGGGGGGCAAAGCAGUUAAUACGAAACGAGCUGAAAGGGGGUGGCCAGACCUAGCCGUAUUUGAAGUUGAUGUCCUUGACGCCGAAAUUGGGACCGCCUCUGACUCUGGCAAGGAUGCCAAAUUGUCAGAGGAAUAUGCAACAAAGAUUAGCAGCACCGGCAUUCGUCAGCAAAAGGCAGCAAACGCAGCAAAAGCAACUGCUGGGUGAUUUUGCUAGGGCACGGCACAGCUAGAAUUCAUUUCUCAAAAACUCUUACGCUUGAUCUAGUAGACAUCGAGAAGGGCAAAUAGCUGAAUUAUGCAGCCUCUCUCAACGUGACACGCUGCAUAUGUUUCUGAUCUUGCUUCGCAA
Messenger RNA from Xylona heveae TC161, 1836 nucleotides. RefSeq lists its product as hypothetical. NCBI's taxonomy places the organism in Eukaryota, Fungi, Ascomycota, Xylonomycetes, Xylonales, Xylonaceae. The record is from RefSeq and is a predicted model, not a curated record. Gene Ontology annotation, molecular function: dephospho-CoA kinase activity. The transcript has a single exon. The coding region runs from base 430 to 1692 and encodes 420 amino acids. Gene Ontology annotation, biological process: coenzyme A biosynthetic process.